Messenger RNA from Thamnophis sirtalis, 1110 nucleotides. Lineage: Eukaryota; Metazoa; Chordata; Lepidosauria; Squamata; Natricidae. The record is from RefSeq and is a predicted model, not a curated record.
AAAGAUAUUCUAGAUCAACAGCAGCAAGAAAGAUAUGAUGCAGAUUUUCAUGGCAUAUGCAUGUUUUGUGAUCAUCUUUUUUUGGGUAACAGGUCAGUCCUUCUCAAUCACAUGGCAAAAGAUCAUGCAUUCAAUAUUGGCUUGCCAGAUAACAUUGUGAACUGUAAGGAGUUUUUGAAUGUUCUUCAGAAAAAAAUUGACAGUUUCCAAUGUUUAUACUGUGAAAAAACAUUUGCAGAUAAGAACAAAGUCAAGGACCACAUGAGGAAGAAGCAACAUCGUAAAAUCAAUGCUAAAAACCAAGAAUAUGACAAAUUUUAUAUUAUUAAUUAUUUGGAAUUUGGGAAGUCCUGGGAACAGGUUCAAUCAGAAGAUGAUCGAGAAUUGUUCCACAAUCAAGAAGAAGACUGGUCUGAUUGGGAAGAACAUCCUGUUUGUGCAGUCUGUCUCUUCUGUGAAAAGCAAACUGACACCACAGAAAAACUCUAUGUUCACAUGCAGGAGGCUCAUGGAUUUAACUUAUUAAAAAUUAAGUCUGAGCAUGAUCUGAAUUUCUAUCAACAAGUAAAACUAAUGAAUUACAUCAGGAGACAGGUGCACCAGUGUCAGUGUUUUAACUGUGAGAAAAAAUUCCAGUUGAAAGAAGAGUUAAUAUGUCAUUUGGAAGAUAGCAAACAUAUAGCAGUUCUGCCUGACAGAUCUGUUUGGGAUCAACCACAGUACUAUUUUCCUACCUAUGAAAAUGAUACUCUUCUCUGCUUACUUUCUGACAAUGAGGAUGAACUGACAGCUGAAAAACAAACAGAUAACAUACCUGUCAUUAGUGAAGAUGUUUCCAAUAUAGAGACUUUGAAACAGAACAGUGUAUUAAAUGAGCUUCUUCACGAGGAGUUAAAUAACACAGAAACAUAAUUACAAUGAAAAAAAUCUUAAUAACUGGUUUUCAAAUUGAAAAAAGGGUAAAAUAUUUGGGUAUUACUAUGUCCAAUAUGAAUGGUAUGUUAUUUCAACAUAAUUAUAUUACAGUAUGGAAUGAAAUUAAGGAAGAUCUGUUAAGAUGGAAAAAGAUGAAAUUUAUCCUUGGAGAUAAAAAUAAAAGUGUUACCUAUA